GUUAAAUUUCACACACCAAAACACAUGCUAGUUUUAUCUCCACCUUCUAUUUAUUCCGCCAAAAGCCUUUACGGUUACUACAAGCCAUCCAACAAUGUCUUCUUCUUCUUCCGUAAGAAUCUCUCUCUCCUUCAUUUUCUUGGCUCUGCUAAUCUCACCGGCUGUGUCACAAACAUGUAAGUCACAGACUUUUUCCGGCGAUAAAACUUACCCUCACUGCCUUGACCUCCCUCAACUCAAAGCCUUCCUUCAUUAUUCCUAUGAUGCCUCUAACACAACUCUGGCCGUCGUCUUCUCUGCUCCGCCGGCAAAGCCUGGCGGAUGGAUCGCGUGGGCGAUUAAUCCAAAGGCUACCGGUAUGGUCGGAUCUCAAACCCUUGUCGCUUACAAGGAUCCAGGUAAUGGUGUUGCCGUGGUGAAGACGCUAAACAUUAGCUCCUAUAGCUCGCUGAUUCCGUCGAAGCUGGCGUUUGAUGUUUGGGAUAUGAAAGCCGAGGAGGCGGCGAGAGAUGGAGGAAGUUUGAGAAUCUUUGCUAGGGUUAAGGUUCCGGCUGAUUUGGUGGCAAAGGGAAAGGUUAAUCAGGUUUGGCAAGUUGGUCCUGAAUUAGGUCCUGGUGGAAUGAUUGGGAGGCACGCUUUCGACUCGGCGAAUCUCGCUUCUAUGAGCUCUCUUGAUUUAAAAGGUGACAACAGCGGUGGCACAAUCUCUGGAGGCGACGAGGUAAAUGCCAAGAUCAAGAACAGAAAUAUUCAUGGGAUAUUAAACGCAGUGAGUUGGGGAAUUUUGUUUCCGAUAGGAGCAAUAAUAGCCAGGUACAUGAGAGUAUUUGACUCGGCCGAUCCGGCCUGGUUUUACCUCCACGUUUCUUGUCAAUUCUCUGCUUAUGUCAUCGGUGUUGCCGGUUGGGCUACCGGACUUAAGCUCGGUAACGAGUCCGAGGGUAUUCGCUUCUCCGCCCACCGUAACAUCGGCAUUGCCCUCUUCACCCUUGCCACCAUUCAGAUGUUUGCGAUGUUGUUGCGGCCUAAGAAAGAUCACAAGUACAGAUUCUAUUGGAAUAUCUACCACCAUGGAGUCGGUUAUGCGAUCCUCACCCUUGGGAUCAUUAAUGUCUUCAAAGGUCUCAACAUCUUGAAACCACAAGACACGUACAAGACGGCUUACAUUGCAGUGAUUGCCGUUCUUGGAGGCAUUGCUUUGCUCUUAGAAGCCAUCACUUGGGUCGUUGUACUCAAGAGAAAAUCAAACAACUCAAUGAAGCCUCUUAGGACCUAAGCCAACAAAGAUCUGGUCAACUUAUUAAAGGUUCAUCUGCAGUUGUUGUUAUUAAUUUAUUAUGAGCUCUUGUAUUAUUAAUGUUUAUAGAACAAGGGUGUCACAUGUAUUAUUGUUCUCUUGUUUUGUAGCUUUUUGGUUUUGUUUGUUGAGUAUUUCUUGGGUUAUGAAUUCUUGUAGGGGAUGAAUGUUUUUGAAAUAGUUCUUAUUUUACUUUGAAUCAAUGAGUUUUUUCAGUUCCCAACUAAUUAUUUGGACUUAUUCCCAUGUGAUUACAAAAGACAAUCAAAUAUGUCCACA
Messenger RNA from Arabidopsis thaliana (thale cress), 1576 nucleotides. RefSeq names its product Auxin-responsive family protein. Gene Ontology annotation, cellular component: membrane; plasma membrane. Lineage: Eukaryota; Viridiplantae; Streptophyta; Magnoliopsida; Brassicales; Brassicaceae. The transcript has 3 exons. The record is from RefSeq and is marked reviewed. Bases 95 to 1276 code for a protein of 393 amino acids.